Molecule: messenger RNA, 1533 nt
Organism: Danaus plexippus (monarch butterfly)
Lineage: Eukaryota; Metazoa; Arthropoda; Insecta; Lepidoptera; Nymphalidae
Product: alpha-tocopherol transfer protein-like
Exons: 7
Coding region: 126-1058 (310 amino acids)
Cellular component (GO): membrane
Molecular function (GO): phosphatidylinositol bisphosphate binding
Source: RefSeq, a predicted model, not a curated record
CGAAGGUCGUACGAAACUUGUUUUUUUUUCGUUAUCACAGAAGUUUUAUAAGAGCCUCAAUCAAAACUCUUCGGAGAGUUGAGAGUGGUACUCGUUAAUAAUACGCGCUAAAUUAAAUGUAAAAGAUGCAUCUUAAAGAUCAACAUCCCCUUUAUCCGUGUUCGGAAAGCGAUAAGCAAGAAAUAAGAAGAGAACUCGGAAUGAAAGAAAGCAUUCUGCAAGAAGAUAUUGAUGCCAUACUCGAUUGGUUCAACAAACAAGCACAUUUGGUUCACGCUCCCAUUGAUCGAGACCAUAUUGAAAAAUUGCUAAUUUCGACAAACGGAUCUCGCGAAAAGACAAAGCGAAGAAUCGAUAACUUCUACAAGUACAGGUCGCAGGCGCCUGAACUGGUGUUGUCCAGGAGAGAAGUGCUGACAAAUCCAUUAUACAACGGCUGGUCAUUUUACCACCAAGCUGCUAUGUUCGAGUUAUACGAAAAAAAGAGGUUAUCCAUAUUUAAAAUCACAGACCCAGAUCCAAGCAAAUUCGAUGCAGAUGUCAUCUUCAGGAACACUAUUAUGCUGGGUGAUUUGAGAUUAAAAUUUGACUAUAUGCUGGGGGAGAUUUGGAUUAUGGACCUGGAGAAUGUGUCCUUUGGACACAUAUUGAGAGUUAAUCCAACAACAAUUCAGAAAUUUAUGAAUAUUAUACAGGACGGCGUAGGUUUUAAAAUGUUUGAAAUACAUUUUAUCAACGUAUCAAGUUUCGGUCAGCAUGUUGUUAACUUCCUUAAGCAAUUUGUAAAGCCUAAGAUAAUGGAACGCUUUGUAUGUCAUGAAAAUAGUGAAAAUCUUCAUAAGUAUAUACCGAAAAAAUACUUACCGAAAGACUAUGGAGGCGAGCAACCGUCGUUAAAUGAUAUGAAAGCUAUUCUCAGAAAGGAAUUACUUAAAGACCUGUCAAAGAAUUAUCUUUUGGAGUGUUGCCAGCAGCUUUCCGACGAAAGCAAAAGAAUGGGAACGAAAUACCAGGAGGAACAUUUAGUCGGAUCAUUCAAGAAACUAGAAUUUGAUUGAAUUUAAAUAUUUGGUUUGAAAAUUUGCUUGUAUUAAAACAUUAAAAGCGCUCAUCAUAAAAUUGUAAGGAUUAUUAAAUUAUUUUUUAUGUAAGAAGAGAUAUUGUGUUUGAGUAAAACGCUAUUAAUUAUUUUUACGUGAAACAAAUAAACAUUCUUUCAUACAUCAUAUCAUACAAGUUGAAAUAAUAGCGUCGUAAAGUGACUAUAUAUAUGAAAUAAAUAUAAGGCUGUGACCAAGAUGUAAAGGGAUAUCGACGGAAGUAUUAAAUUAUUAAAAUGUUAACAUGGUGUAGGUUUAUUAUUAUUUUAUUAUAUUAUUUAAAACAUCUGUUAUUUAAUUUAAAUUUAUUUUUCAAUUGAAAUUCAUAAAAAUAUGCAUAUUUUUUUAUUUUUAUUUUUAAGGCGUCUCUAUAUUUCUUUGUCCUGCAUCAGAAAUUACAUCAUUUGAGUAAGAAUAAUAGAAAUAAAAAUUU